AUGUAAUCUCUCUUUGUCAAGUGUUAAAAAUGUUAACAAAGACCUGCUACCAUUAAGUGUAAUCAGUGUAGAUAUGGUCAAACCUACAGGUUAUGCUAUUCAUGCGAUUCUCAAAUUCAUAAUCGAACUGGCCCUGUAGAUCAGCAACACAAAACUGAAAUCAUACCAUAUCAAGAAAUGUACUAGAAAAAUUAGGGUAAUGCACCUGUUCCCUAAAAAAAUGAUUAAAGAAAUUCAUUCAAAAAAAAUGAUUACAAACCUCAACCUCAAGUUCCAACCAAGGACUUCCUAAACAAUGAACCUAAGAAGCCUGAUUAUUCCAAAACCAUCGAUAUUAAUAGGGUCAGCAAUAAACAUGAUUAUUUGGAUAAAAAAAUCGAUAGUCAUGACAGAAGAGCUGAUCAAUAAUAUCUUUCUAAUGAUAAAAGACCCUACUCUUCCAACUAAAAGAUUACUUCUGAUAAUGACAGAAGUAGUCAACAAUUAAUCAGCUAAUUAAAAGAAGAAUAAUAGUAAACAGAAAGAUUAAGAGCAGAAUUAUCAUAGGCUAAUCAAAAAGAAAGGGAAGCCUAAAGAAGAUUACAAAAAUUAGAGUAAGAAUUUGACCAAAAAAUCAGAGAGGAUAAAUAAAAAAUUUAAUAAUUAACUGAAGAAAAUAGAAAUUUGAAUAAUAAAUUAAAUUAAACAAACAAACAUAUCUAAGAAGAAGUCAAUAAAGUUAGAAAUCAAUAUGAAGAUCAAAUCAAUGAGUUAGAAUAGAUUCUAAACGAAAAAAAUUAGUAAUUAGAAAGUAUUGCUCAAGAAUACAACUUAGAAGAAUUACAGUAAACUCUUAAUGAAUUACAGUAAGAAUCUUCUAUGAAAGAUCAAAUUAUUGAAUAAUUAUAAUAAAAUCUACAUGAUAAUCAAGAAGAAUUCCAAUAAAUGAGGGAAGAAUUGAUGAAUAAUUCCAAAAAGAAUUUAUAAUCAUCAAAUAAAAAAUCAGUGAAAAGUAAUGAUAAUCAAAAAGAUGAGUUGAUCCAAGAAUUAAGCUAAUAAUUAGAAGCUAAAGAUGAGGAAAUUCAUAAAUUAGAGGAUUUAAUUGAGAAUUUCAAGUAAUUAUAUUAACACAUGAGCGAUGAGAAAUAACAGUUAUAGGAAGAAGUAGAGAAGUUGGCAAAUGAAAAUAAUUAAUUUAGAGAUAUAUUCAGUCAAAACUUACAUCUUUUUGGAAUAGAUCCUGAGUAAUUAAAUGAGGAAGGAGAGGAAGGCGAGAACGAAUAUCCGGAGGAGAUUGCUGAAGAAAAUGAUGAUCAAAAUGAUUGA
Paramecium tetraurelia is the source of this 1305-nucleotide messenger RNA. RefSeq lists its product as uncharacterized. Lineage: Eukaryota; Ciliophora; Oligohymenophorea; Peniculida; Parameciidae. The transcript is spliced from 6 exons. The record is from RefSeq and is a predicted model, not a curated record.